Sciurus carolinensis (gray squirrel) is the source of this 1590-nucleotide messenger RNA. Its product is annotated as ubiquitin carboxyl-terminal hydrolase 17-like protein 6. Gene Ontology annotation, biological process: regulation of apoptotic process; protein deubiquitination. The transcript has a single exon. Gene Ontology annotation, cellular component: cytosol; nucleus. Gene Ontology annotation, molecular function: cysteine-type endopeptidase activity; cysteine-type deubiquitinase activity. NCBI's taxonomy places the organism in Eukaryota, Metazoa, Chordata, Mammalia, Rodentia, Sciuridae. The record is from RefSeq and is a predicted model, not a curated record.
AUGGAGGCAGCUUCACCCCACUGUGGAGGUAAGUCUCCAUUUCAAGUUUUGGUAAAACCUAAAUGUUCAUCAAAUGCAACUGAUGCUAAAGUCCAUUUGGGUUUUUAUCUACCUGCAGAGUCACCAUUGUCACCUUGCACUAAUGCACACUUGAAUAACGAUUUGGCUUCUGUGGGGACACAGCUGGCUCCUAGGGAGAAACUAUCUCUGAGCUAGCAGAGACCUUCUGGGGCUAGUGCUGGGCUGAAGAACAUGGGAAACACUUGCUACGUGAAUGCCACUCUGCAGUGUCUGACAUACACCCCUCCUCUGGCCAACUACAUGCUGUCCCACGAGCCCUCCCAAACCUGUCCUCCUCACAGGGUCUGCAUGCUUUGUGUGAUGCAAGAUCACAUGACACGGGCUCUCCACCACCCUGGGGAUGUCAUUCGGCCCCUGCCUGCAUUGGCUGCUGGCUUCCACACAUGGCAGCAGGAGGAUGCCCACGAAUUUCUGCUGUUUACCCUGGACGCCCUGCAGAAAGCAUGUCUGCGUGGGCACAAGCAGCCAGGGGCUGGCUCCCAGGAUAUCACCCUCAUGCACCAAAUAUUUGGAGGGUGCUGGAGAUUGCAAAUCAAGUAUCUCUGCUGCCACAGCCUUUCAGACACUUUUGACCCCUACCUGGACAUCAACCCAGACAUCCUGGCAGCUCAGAGUAUGCAGCAAACCUUGGAGCAGUUGGUGAAGCCUGAAUGGCUAGAGGGGGGAAAUGCCUAUCAUUGUGGUGUUUGUCUGAAGAAGAUGCCAGCCUGCAAGACCUUGAGCCUGCAGACUGCCUCAAAGUUUCUCAUGCUUGUACUGAAACGGUUCUUAGUGCUCACAGGUGACAAAAUUGCUAAGCAGGUGCUGUAUCCUGAGUGUCUUGACAUGCAGCCAUACAUGGCUCAGCAGAGCAGUGGCCAUCUGGCCUAUGCCCUCUAUGCCGUGCUGGUCCAUGCUGGGGUGAGCUGUCACAGUGGACAUUACUAUUGCUACAUAAAAGCUGGGAAUGGCCAGUGGUAUAAAAUGGACGAUGCUAAGGUAGUGGCCUGUGACAUUACUUGUGUCCUGAGUCAGUGUGCAUAUAUCCUCUUUUAUGUCCAGAAGAGUGAACUUGAACCUGACAGUGGGAGCCUGUCACUAGGCAGGGAACCAAGAGCUCUUGGGCCUGAAGACACAGUCUUGGGAGCUGCCCAAGGAGAGCUCCAGGGAGACUCCUGUAGCCACGUAGAGGAGUCAGAGGAGCCCCUGGGGGGCACAGCCACCAGACAACUCACCUUAGAUCUGUGGAAGUUCCUCCAAGAACAGAAACAACCAAAGUCUGACUCCAACCCCAGGAAAGUAGAAUUCACUCUGCCUCCCAAUGAAGUCACCACUCACCAGUCAAAACACAGAGGAGGGCAGAGAAUUUACGAUAACCAGGAAAUAUAUGGGCCCAACAAGGCUACCAAGAGCACAGUCUGUGAGGAGUCUGUGAACACUUGUGUUGGAGGAAGGGCCAGAGCCACCAAGAGGAAGAACAAGCAGGGCAAGAGGUUGUGGUGGUGUUCUAGCAAUCCAGUACGAGGAUGA